GAUAUAUUCCACCUUGCAAUGAAAAUAUUUCUCGUAAAUAAUAACAUAUAAAUACGAGAGAUAUCCUUAAUACACAGUGAGAUGUGUAGUGUGGUGAGUGUGAGGUGCCAUGUGUAGUCCCUUCGCCCUUUCUCUCUUCUCCUCCCUGUGGGCCCGAGCCGUUUUUCCGGUUAAUCUCUCUCAAUCGUAUUCGUACCAUCCACCUACUCAUCGAAUCACUAGCCGUUCUUAUUGAUCCCACACCGUCCUCUCUCUCUCUCUCUCUCUUCACUUCUUUUUCUCUCUCCAUUUUCGCACUUAUAAAAGCCACUCCCUCCCAGCUCCCCUGCAAGCUUCAGGCGAGAACAAGAUUAUAUAAAGAAAAAGAGAAAAAACAAAGACGUUAUAUCGGUACUGAAGAUCUUCGACACGGGAGAAGAAGGUGCCUAGCCAGUCCAAGAGUCUUCCUCUGUGAGUGCCGCAACACAGGAAGACCUUAAAAUGAAACUCGGGAUCGCCCCAGUUCGGCCCUGCACUAGUUUCCCAACUCCAAAAUGCGCGUUUGCGAUCCGCUGUACUGCGUCGCCAACCCAACCGGCACCGGCUGGACUGGGGAAGAGAUGGAGGGAGUACCAGGGAAUCAAGAACUGGGAAGGCUUGCUUGACCCGCUCGACGAUAAUCUGCGAGGGGAGAUACUCAGGUACGGGAAGUUUGUCGAAGCCGCUUACAGUUCCUUCGAGUUCGACACUUCGUCUCCAUCCUACGCCAGCUGCCGCUUCUCUCGAUACUCUAUGUUGGAGAAGUCCGGCAUGCCGGAUUCCGGGUACCGUGUCACCAAGAAUUUGAGUGCCACCUCGGGAAUCCAACUGCCACGAUGGAUCGAAAAUGCACCCAGUUGGGUAUGGAACCAGUCGAGCUGGAUUGGUUACGUGGCAGUGUGCCAGGACCAAGACGAGAUUGCUCGGCUUGGGCGCCGCGACGUGGUGAUUGCUUACCGGGGAACCGCUACAUGCAUGGAGUGGCUGGAAAAUCUACGUGCCACGCUGACUCGUCUCCCCAACGCCCCGUCCAAUGUGGGCCCUGACAUUGGUGGACCAAUGGUGGAGAGGGGGUUCCUGAGCCUCUACACCUCUGCAACCGCACCGUGUCGAUGCUUACGAGACCAGGUGAGGGAGGAAGUCGGCCGAAUUCUGCAACGCUACGGUGAUGAGCCGCUGAGCCUGACCAUCACCGGUCACAGCCUCGGCGCAGCACUGGCCACACUCACGGCCUACGAUAUAACGACGACCUUCAAUCAAGCUCCGUUGGUAACGGUGUUCUCAUUCGGGGCGCCACGUGUAGGCAACCGGAGCUUCAGGUGCCACGUGGAGAAAUGCGGAAGCAAGAUACUGCGCAUCGUUAAUUCGCAUGACCUCAUCACCAAAGUCCCUGGUUUUGUGAUCGACGACCAUCACCACCACCACCAUAACCAUAAUAAUCACGGCGAUACGUUGAAGAAGAAGAAGGGAGGCAGCCGUGUGGCAGCAGGCUUUCCGAGCUGGCUCCAGAAGCGAGUCGAGGAGACACAGUGGGUGUACGCCGAUGUGGGUCGGGAGCUCCGAGUCAGCAGCGGAGACUCAUCUUAUCUAACGUGGCCGAUUACCAACGUCGCCACGUAUCACGACUUGGACACCUAUCUCCAAUUAGUCAACGGUUACGUAAGCUCCAACUGUCCUCUCAAAGAUUCUGCAAAAAGAGUUCUGAAUGGACAAAACAGAAAAAUAACACACGCAGUUAGAUAGCGAUCAGCGGACAGAUUCGUGUACACACGCGAUUUGUAUUCUUUUGUACAUAAGUCAGGAGAUGAUUGAGUCUGAGUCAACAAGAUGACCUCCCCCCCUUCCCUUCCUUCUCAAUUUGCUGCGACCUACGGAGCAUGGAGUAUGGAGAUCAAGGUGGUGCUCUGCGCCACUUUUAUUUUUGUAGAAGUACAACUGAUUAAUUUCCUCAUUCCAGAGACUAACAUGCGCCACGGGUGCUGCUACUCGUUCAAUUCGUCAGCUGCCCCUUCAACUGUA
Nelumbo nucifera (sacred lotus) is the source of this 2037-nucleotide messenger RNA. RefSeq names its product phospholipase A(1) DAD1, chloroplastic-like. Gene Ontology annotation, molecular function: glycerophospholipase activity. NCBI's taxonomy places the organism in Eukaryota, Viridiplantae, Streptophyta, Magnoliopsida, Proteales, Nelumbonaceae. Gene Ontology annotation, biological process: lipid metabolic process. The record is from RefSeq and is a predicted model, not a curated record.